Messenger RNA from Megalobrama amblycephala (Wuchang bream), 4038 nucleotides. RefSeq lists its product as uncharacterized. The transcript is spliced from 4 exons. NCBI's taxonomy places the organism in Eukaryota, Metazoa, Chordata, Actinopteri, Cypriniformes, Xenocyprididae. The coding region runs from base 173 to 2587 and encodes 804 amino acids. The record is from RefSeq and is a predicted model, not a curated record. Gene Ontology annotation, molecular function: GTP binding.
AAAUGUGAAAAGGGUCGUUAAACAAGAGAAGAAGAAUCGAAACUGAAAGUGUGCCUUCAUCUUCAGAGAAGACGCCAUUUUCAGACCACCGAAAACCAAAACGGUUUCCAUCAUAACUAUUGGAAAAGGAACAGAUCCCAGGAGUCAGAGCAGCUGAAGAUUAAAGAAAAAGAUGGAUGAGAAACGGAACAUCAUCAUGUCCAGCGGAGAGAGCAGAGUGAGUGAUCUGAGGAUUGUUCUUCUGGGUAGGAGUGUGUCAGAGAACAGCCGAGUGGGAAACUUCAUCUUAGGAAGAGAAGCGUUUGACAGUGGAUCAGAGCCGUACACUGAGAGAAUCAGAGGAAAACACAUGACCGUCAUCAACAUGCCUCUGCUGCUCCAGUCAAAUCUCAUGACACAGGGAGUGAAGGAGUGUGUGUCUCUGUCUGCUCCAGGACCUCAUGUGAUCGUUCUGGUCCUCAAACCUGAUGAGUGUUCAAGAGAAGAGAAAGUGUGUGUGGAGAUGGUGCUUAACUGUUUCUCUGACAGUGUGUUUGAACACACCCUGGUGCUCACGACUCAAGAGCCAGACCGUGCUGAGCCGACUGAAGUCAGUGACGUCAUGAAGGAAAUCAUUCACAAGUGUUUGAACAGACACUACAGACUGGGGAGAAACAGCACCUCUGCUGACCUUAGAGCCACAUUUGAGGACAUUGUUCAAGGGAACGAUGGACGUUACUUGACUUGUAACAGAUAUGAUGAUUUUGCUACAAAAGCCACAGAAGGGGCAGCACAGGUGGAAACAGGUCAGGAAAAGACAAAUAGACCGUGCCAGUCUGCUUUUAACGACAAUGAGAAAUCAUCAAGAGAAAACACAAGCAGCAAAAACAUGGGAAAUGACCACAGUGAUGGAAAGGGCUUAAGGGUUGCACAUGAUAUAAAGAACAGCUGGAGCAUAAAAAUAGCUGAUGGAAACAAUGAAAACCUGCCCAUGUUUAAACUUCUCCUGUCUGAAACAUGGAAAAACAGAGAUGGAUUCUGCAGAAGAAGCACGUUUGGGAAAGAAAACGUCACAAAAGAGAACAAGACCAUCAUGAUGAUCGGAGCCACAGGUGCAGGAAAAUCCACUCUAAUUAACAGCAUGAUCAACUACAUUCUGGGAGUGAAAUGGGAAGAUGACUUCCGGUUUGUGCUGAUAGAUGAAGGGAAGCAGAAAUCCCAGGCUGAAAGUCAGACUUCAGCAAUAACGGCAUAUCAAAUCAAUCACAUGGACGACUUCAAGGUCCCUUAUUCUCUGACCAUAGUGGACACACCAGGAUUCGGUGAUACCAGAGGAAUCUCACAUGACCAGAAGAUCACAAAGCAGAUUCAGGAGUUCUUCUCAGCCCGUGGAGGGAUCGACCGCAUUGAUGCCGUGUGUUUUGUAGUCCAGGCUUCACUUGCCCGUCUGUCACACACACAGAAAUACAUCUUUGACUCCAUUCUUUCCAUAUUUGGGAAGGAUAUUUCUGGAAACAUCCUUGUGCUGGUCACCUUUGCAGAUGGGAAAACACCUCCCGUUCUCGAGGCCAUCAAAGUCUCUGGCGUGCCCUGCUCCACCAAUGAGUCUGGAGAGCCUCUUCACUUCAAGUUCAACAACUCUGCUGUGUUUGCUAACAAUAAUCAGUCUGCAGGGGAUGAGGAUGAGGACUCUGACUGUGAAAACUUUGACCAAAUGUUCUGGAAGAUGGGAUUUUCUAGCAUGAAAAAAUUCUUCACAUCCCUUAACACGAUGGAAACCAAGAGCUUGUCUCUGACACAGGAGGUCCUGAAAGAGCGACAGCAGCUGGAAGUGCUUGUGGAAGGCCUUCAGCCCCAAAUCAAUGCUGGUCUGUCAAAACUGGAUGAAAUCAAAAAGACAAGAGCAGCUCUGGAGCAGCACAAGGCUGAGAUGGAGGCAAACAAGAAUUUUGAGUAUGAAGUAGAAGUAACUGUCCCAAAAGAGAUCAGAAACAACACUGGCUACUACUUAUCCAAUUGCCAGAAGUGUCACUUCACAUGUCAUGAAACAUGCCAAAUUGCAAAUGACAGUGAAAGAUAUAAGUGCAAUGCCAUGAAAGAUGGAAAGUGUACGGUGUGUCCAGGAAAGUGUGCUUGGAAUGUGCACUUCAAUCAGAAAUACAGAUGGACUUAUGUCACAGAAAAGAGAAAGGAAACCUAUAAGGAUUUAAAAAAGCGAUAUGAGGCUGCACAUGGACAGGUCAUGUCAAAAGAAAACAUCUUUGAAGAACUUGAAAAUGAGUUUCAGGUUGUUCAGUCAGGUGUGACCAGAGUAAUUCAAAGAUCUCAAAAGUCCUUGGAGCGACUGCAGGAAAUCGCCCUCAAGCCCAAUCCUCUGUCCACCCCUGACUACAUUGAUCUGAUGAUUGAGUCCGAGAAACAUGAACGCAAGCCUGGGUUUAAAGAUCGCAUUCAGUCUUUGAUGGCUGUCAGGAAGAAGGCAGAGAUCAUCAGUAAGUUUUCCACAGGAGAAGUGCUUCCAGAGGAUUGGAAACAGUACAAACCUGCAACAAGAAAAAAAGCUUUCUAUGAUCCAAGAACCUGGUUCAGUUGGCCCAGUAAUCACUAAAGUAAUUAACCAAAACAUGUGGUUCUGUGGUAAGAUGCUCUGAAUGCAUUUUUAUUAUACUUACACACACUUUAAUACUUUAAAAAUACUUUUAUGGUGUAGAUUCCUGUAUUAUUUAGCCUAUUUUUGUCAGUCUUUUUAUUGUCAUUUAGUAAUACAUACAAAGACUCCCAUCCCCACAGAACAAGCUUUCACUGCAUGUUAAAACAUAGUAAAUAAAAUAAAUAAAUAAAAUCCACAUAAAUAUACAUUUAUAUACAUACAUAUACACAUACAUACAUACACAUCAAAUUAAAUAAAAUAAAUACAAAUAAAUGAACAACUAAAUAAAUAAAAUCAGUGUGUGUUAACAGAGGGUAGGCUAAUAACAAAAAUUGAUCAAGACAUAAUUAACUUGGGAUCCAUGUUAUAUAUCCAAGUCAAGACCGGCUGCCAAGCAACAUUGAAUUUACAGCUAUUGCCUUUUACUGAGAAACAAAUUUUUUCCAGUGUCAAAUAGUGCGUAAGAUCUCUAAUCCAUUGUGCAAAGGUAGGUGGAUACUUAUCUUUCCAUUUUAUAAGUCUUCUUGCUAAAAGGGUGGCAAAGGCCAUCACACGUUUAGCACUGUUGUGUAGUCUAAUACCAUAUUUUGGCACUCCAAAUAUAGCCGUGAUAGGAGAGGGUUCAGUUGGUGUCUGGAGUACUACUGAGAAAAAACAAAAAAUUGAUUUCCAAAAGCCUGUAAAUUUUGAGCAUGACCAAAACACAUGCGAAAGACUGGCUUGUUCCAUUCUACACAUAUCACAUAUUGCAUCUACUUUUGAUGUGAAUUUGGCUGGCUUCACCUUAGACCAGUGCAAUCUAUAAACAAUUUUGAAUUGAAUGAUUUUGUCGCAUACAAAUUGAAGGAGAAUGUAUCCUAUGUAUAGCAUCUUGCCAAGACUCCUCUGUCAUUUGCACUUCAAGCUUAUCUUUCCAAUGUUUUUUCAGUGAGAUCAUAAAAACUUGAUUAUCUGAAUUCAGUACUGAAUAAACUGUUCCAAUAAUCUUCUCAGCAUAUGGUUUAAGUUCUAGUAUAGUUUCUAAAGUAGAUUUAGGUGGUGGUAAUGGAUAUGUUUUUGAGCAUGAUGACAAAAAACUGUGUAAUUGCCAAAUCCAUACAUUUAAAAUUGAUUUGUUGUACAGAAUGAGCUGAAUAUGUCAUGUAUCACAAAUGAUCAGAUUGUAUCAGAAUGCUGUUUUGGGAUGAUGUAAUUUUACUGUCACUGAGCGUUUAAUUGAUUCUGCUUUAUAGAUUUUGUAUCUUAUUCACUUUCAAAUAUAUGAUCUUUUUCUAAAUGUAUUAAAAACAUUGACAUUGUCAAGUACAAUUCAGUUUCAAAUCAACAUAUCUAUUUCAGCAAAAUACAGUUAACUUGGAAGGAGAACAAAAUUCUGAAUUCAACACAAUAAAUUCUCGUUUUCACAUUCA